AGCAGGAAAAUCUGGGGUAAAAUCACCCAGGUUCUUUCCUGACUACCUCAUUUGCCUUCUCUCCCAGCCAUGCUUCCAGAAUCUUCUGUUCAUUGUCAGCAGCAAGAAAGAAGGAAAAGAUCUCUGAAGGUGGUGUCAUUUGCUGAUGUGGCUGUGGACUUCAGCUGGGAGGAAUGGCAGGACCUAGACAUUGCUCAGAGGACCCUGUACAGAGAUGUUAUGCUGGAGACCUACAGCAACCUGGUGUCCUUGGGGUACUGUGUUCCUAAACCUAAAUUAAUUGUCAAGCUGGAACGAGAACCAUGGAUAGGAGAGGCCUCAGACAAGAAUUUCACAGGUAAGUUAAAGAUUGACAUUUUAUAUUUUAAAGCGUAUACUAAAUAAUGAUUGGUUUGUUCACCUAAUGAACCCCACUAACACACAUUUUCAUAUUCUAUGUGUGCUGAGAAAUCUUAUGACUUACUCUCACUAAAUUC
Molecule: messenger RNA, 476 nt
Organism: Perognathus longimembris pacificus (Pacific pocket mouse)
Lineage: Eukaryota; Metazoa; Chordata; Mammalia; Rodentia; Heteromyidae
Product: zinc finger protein 809-like
Exons: 3
Coding region: 70-384 (104 amino acids)
Biological process (GO): regulation of DNA-templated transcription
Source: RefSeq, a predicted model, not a curated record